UUCCCAAUUCCUCCCUUGAAAUCUGAACCCCAAAAACCAAUAAUUCUCUCUCUUCUUCUUCUUUUUUUUUUUUUUGCUUUUCUUUUCUUUUCCUCUCUGUUCUGAUCUCUCUAUUUAUCUUUCCCUAUAAUGAUGGGAGAGAGAAAACAUGAUAAGAAUAAUGAAGAUCAACAUGGAGGUGGAAUUAAGCUCUUUGGGGCAACAAUUAUGCUACAAAAUAAAAGGCAAAUCAUCAAAGAAGAAGAAGAAGAAGAAGAAGAAGAAGCCAAUAAAUCAGAUCAACAAACACUAGAAAAAAGGCCUGAGAAGAUCAUCCCUUGCCCAAGAUGCAAAAGUAUGGAUACCAAAUUUUGUUACUUCAAUAAUUACAAUGUUAAUCAACCUAGGCAUUUCUGUAAGGGCUGCCAGAGGUAUUGGACUGCCGGCGGGGCCCUUCGCAACGUUCCCAUCGGAGCCGGCCGUCGCAAAACCAAGCCUCCUUGUCGAACCUUUGGUGGGUUGCCGGAGAAUUGUGUCUUUGAUUCUUCAGGGAUUGUCACGGUUCAACCGUUUGAGUUGGAAGGGAUGGUCGAGAAGUGGCAUGCCGUCGCUGCCGCCGCCACACAAGGUGGUUUUCGGCAAAUUUUACCGGUAAAGAGGCGGAGGGAUUGUCAAGAUGGUCAAACUUGUUGAUUAUUCUUCUUCUCUUCUUUUCCUUUUUUCUUCCCCUUCUUCUUUUGUGUUGAGAAUUUCGUUAAAAAAUGAAAAAGAAAAGUGUUUUGAUGGCGCGUUAGUUUAAUUUGUACAAAUAAUAGACUUUUGUUUAUAGAAUUUUGGGUAAAAGACUAAUCACUCUCUAAGAAUCCAAUACAA
Molecule: messenger RNA, 852 nt
Organism: Cucumis melo (muskmelon)
Lineage: Eukaryota; Viridiplantae; Streptophyta; Magnoliopsida; Cucurbitales; Cucurbitaceae
Product: dof zinc finger protein DOF1.5
Exons: 1
Coding region: 130-672 (180 amino acids)
Biological process (GO): regulation of DNA-templated transcription
Molecular function (GO): DNA-binding transcription factor activity; DNA binding
Source: RefSeq, a predicted model, not a curated record